Molecule: messenger RNA, 1584 nt
Organism: Penicillium canescens
Lineage: Eukaryota; Fungi; Ascomycota; Eurotiomycetes; Eurotiales; Aspergillaceae
Product: CRAL-TRIO domain-containing protein
Exons: 4
Coding region: 1-1584 (527 amino acids)
Source: RefSeq, a predicted model, not a curated record
AUGGCUAUCGCACCCGAUACCUCCACAGGGUACCUCCACAACCUCACCCCCGAACAGGAAGCCAAACUGCGCGAGUUUUGGAUCAUUAUCUUCACUUCUGUCGCUUCGGUUUUAUCUGCUGUCUAUGAUGUACCCAUCCCCGAGGGACCCUCGAACAAGUUCUUCGAGGCGUUGGAUAAGAUCAAUGAGCCAAGUGUUGAAGCUAUUGUCGCCGCGUUGAAGGGAAAAUAUGUAAAUGGGGAAUCGACGAACGGAAUAGCCCCUGCGAAAACGAACGGCGAUACCAUCGGCCACACUAACGGUGAGACCAAUGGCAAAACCAAUGGACAUGGCAGCGGUGAGACGAAUGGUGAAACAAACGGAGAAAGCAAAGAACAAAAGUCACUUGACAAAGUAGACUCGCUCAUGAACAAAGAUGCCCAAAAAGCCAUCAAGUCGGAAUUGGCAACGCGAAAGGUCUCUCCGGAGCACUUCGCCACAUUAUUCGGGCAGCUCCGGAAAUUGGGCGUCCAAGAAUCAGAGAUCAAGUCAAUGGAAAGCAUUCUGGCUCAAAUGACGCCCCAGGAAAUGUGUUUUGCAAUCCUGAAAAUGGUCAAACAGGAGCAUCCCGACAGUCUCUUACUGCGAUUUUUGAGAGCCAGGAAGUGGGAUGUCGGCAAGGCUUUCAGUAUGAUGACUUCGACGAUCUUGUGGAGAAAAGAGAUGGAUGUCGAUGACGAUAUUCUGCCCAAGGGAGAGGGAUAUGCUUUGGAGCAAUCUAGGACUAGCAAGUCCGUGAAGGAGAAGAAGGAUGGCACUGAUUUCAUCGACCAGCUCAAGAUGGGCAAGAGCUUCCUCCAUGGCUUUGAUAAACAGGGCCGUCCUGUUAAUUAUGUCCGAGUGAAGAUUCAUAAGCCUGGUGCUCAGUCUGAGGAGACCCUCGAGCGUUAUAUUGUCCAUGUCAUUGAGUCUACUCGGCUUAUUGUGGUUCCUCCAGUUGAAACGGGCACAAUCGUCUUUGAUAUGUCUGGAUUUUCUUUGUCCAACAUGGAAUACUCACCCGUCAAAUUUAUUAUCAAAUGCUUCGAGGCCAAUUACCCCGAAUCACUAGGCCUCCUCCUCAUUCAUAACGCUCCAUGGAUCUUCUCCGGAAUCUGGAAACUCAUCCACGGCUGGAUGGACCCAGUUGUAGCAUCCAAAGUCCACUUUACGAAAUCAGUCGCCGAUCUGGACAAGUUUAUUUCACGCACCCAGAUCCCACGAGAACUGAAGGGCGACGAGGAUUGGCAAUACGAAUACGUCGAGCCAAAGAAGGACGAAAACGCUAUAAUGGAGGAUACCGCAACUCGCGACUCGCUCAUGCACGACCGUAUGAUGAUCGGUAUCCGCAUGCUUGCUGCUACGGCGGCUUGGAUCUCUGCUACUACAUUCGCUGAAGGGAAGGAGGAUCCGGCCGCGGUGGAUGAGCUCAAGUCGAGACGGAAUGCUGUUAUUGAGGAGUUCCGGGUUAAUUAUUGGAAUUUGGAUCCCUAUGUUCGGGCGCGGGCACUUAUUGAUCGGACCGGGGUUCUGAAGGAGGGUGGGACGGUUGCUAGGCAAGCUUGA